CCAGGAGCAUCCCCUGGGAUUGGGGAGCCUCAGGAUGGGCUCUCUGGGCUGAUCCAUGUGCUCUCUCCCAGCAGCUCCAGGGCCAGCAUGGCCGCGACUGCCGCCGUCAGCCCCAGCGAGUACCUGCAGCCCGCGGCCUCCGGCACCCAGGACUCCCAGCCCUCUCCCCUGGCCCUCCUGGCAGCCACAUGUAGCAAGAUCGGCCCCCCCGCCGUGGAGGCCGCCGUGACCCCCCCGGCUCCCCCCCAGCCCACGCCCCGCAAGCUGGUGCCCAUCAAACCCGCCCCGCUGCCCCUGGGCACCGCCAAGAGCAGCAUCGGCAUCCUGUCCUCCAAAGGGAACCUCUUCCAGAUCCAGGGCUCCCAGGUGGGCACCUCCUACCCGGGGGGGCAGCUGGUCUUCGCCAUCCAGAACCCGGCCGUGCUCAACAAGGGCUCCCGCUCGUCCUCCUCGUCCUCCUCCUCGCCCUCCUCGUCCUCCUCCUCCUCCUCCAGCCUGCAGUACCAGGCGGUGCCCGGCGGGGCUCAGGCCAUCCAGGUGCAGCCCAACCUGGCCAACCAGAUCCAGAUCAUCCCGGCCACCAACCAGGCCAUCCUGGCACCUUCCUCCUCCUCCACCACCUCUUCCUCCUCCUCCUCCUCCUCCUCCUCCUCCUCCUCGUCCUCCUCCUCCUCUCACAAGCCCGUGCCCAUCAAACCUGCCCCGGCGCAGAAGGCGGCGGCGCCGGGCGCGGCCGGCGUGGUGAAGUUCCCGGGUGGCGGCAACGUGACCCUGAGCCUGGCGGGCAGCGGCGUGGUGUGCCCGGAGCAGGGCGCCCCGGCCCAGCUGCUCGCGGACAGCCCUUCCAAAGCGGGCAAAAAGCCCCGCAAAAAGGCCGCGUCCCCCGCCCAGCCCCCCGCCGUGGCCGUGGCCGAGCAGGUGGAGACGGUGCUGAUCGAGACGACGGCCGAGAACAUCAUCCAGGCCGGCAGCAACCUGCUGAUCGUGCAGAGCCCCGGCGCGGGGCAGCCGGCCGUGGUGCAGCAGGUGCAGGUGGUGCAGCAGCCCAAGCAGGAGUCGCAGGUGGUGCAGAUCCCGCAGCAGGCCCUGCGCGUGGUGCAGGCGGCCUCGGCCACGCUGCCCACCGUGCCCCAGAAAUCCUCCCAGAACUUCCAGAUCCAGGCGGCGGAGCCCACUCCCACCCAGGUCUACUUCAAAACCCCCUCAGGGGAGCUGCAGACCGUGGUGCUCCAGGAGGCCUCAGCCAUGGCCGUGGCUCCGUCGGGAUCGUCCUGCAGCAGCCCCGUGUCCCGCAGCCCUGGCCCGGGGGGCUCCCGGAAACCCCAAACCCGCAAGGAGCGCCCGCUGCCCAAAAUCGCCCCGGCCGGGGGCAUCCUGAGCCUGAACGCUGCCCAGCUGGCAGCUGCUGCCCAGGCCAUGCAGACCAUCAACAUCAACGGGGUGCAGGUCCAGGGCGUGCCCGUCACCAUCACCAACGCCGGAGGCCAGCAGCAGCUGACGGUGCAGAACGUGUCCGGCAACAACCUGACCAUCAGCGGGCUGAGCCCCACCCAGAUCCAGCUCCAGAUGGAGCAGGCGCUGUCUGGAGAGAUCCAGCCCGGGGAGAAGAGGAGGAGGAUGGCCUGUACCUGCCCCAACUGCAAGGACGGGGAGAAGAGGGCGACCCAGGCACAGCAUCCCAGUGACAAGAGGUUCGAGUGUGCCCAGUGCCAGAAACGCUUCAUGCGCUCCGACCACCUGACCAAGCACUACAAGACCCACCUGGUCACCAAGAACUUGUAGGGCCUUGGGGGGGACCCACCCCCCACCCCACAGCCCACGGCCAGGCCCAGGAGCACUCCAGAGCCCCCCAGGACGGGGGACCCCGAGGGACGUCCCCAAAGCCUCCAGAGGUGCCAGGGACCCCCCCGGGGUCGGGGGGUGGCUCAGCAGCGCCGGGAGCCCUCCCUGGGAUGUCCCCCAGGAGCUCCCCCAGGAGCCAGGGCACGGGGGAGAGGCCCCACAGCACAUUCCUACUUUGUAUUUAAAUCUAUAAAUAGCUAUAAAUAUCUCUAUGCCCCCUUUGGAAGGUCCCCCUUUUCUAUGGAGAUCGUUGCCUUACGCUCCCGAUUCCCACCCUGUGGAUCAUGAGUGCUUUUCUAAUCUCUAUUUAACCCCCUCCUCCUCCUCAGAUUUCCCAAAACUCAAGGCUUUAUUUUGUUGUUUUGUUCUGUUUCUUUUUCUCUCCCAAAACUCAAGUUUUCUGCUUUUUGUUGUUUUGUGGUUUUUUUUUUUUUCUUCCCCCCCCUCUUAAAAAUUUCUCUCUCCUGACUUUUUAAUUCCCAAGCAACACGGAAAUGUUUUCCUUUGGAAUUUUGGGACUCCUUUCCCCGUGCCCCCUCUGUGUACAGUGUACAUUGUAUCAUAGAUUAUAUUGCUUUGGAGCUUUUAAAUUAAACAAAAAAAAAAAUCCACUUUAUUUUUUAGUUGUAACGAGCCUGAGGGUGUUUUCCCUGGAUUAUGUGAUUGGAUCUGUUCCUGUUUUCUGAACUGUACCUGGAGACAGCCAGGAGCUUUUUCCUUGCUAAAUAAAUUUAGUCACCAGAGGCAAA
Empidonax traillii (willow flycatcher) is the source of this 2591-nucleotide messenger RNA. RefSeq names its product Sp2 transcription factor (gene SP2). The record is from RefSeq and is a predicted model, not a curated record. Bases 88 to 1782 code for a protein of 564 amino acids. NCBI's taxonomy places the organism in Eukaryota, Metazoa, Chordata, Aves, Passeriformes, Tyrannidae. The transcript has 7 exons.